Molecule: messenger RNA, 1038 nt
Organism: Carica papaya (papaya)
Lineage: Eukaryota; Viridiplantae; Streptophyta; Magnoliopsida; Brassicales; Caricaceae
Source: RefSeq, a predicted model, not a curated record
AAAUUGUGUAAAGACAUGACUUGUAUGGUGAAAUUUGACAAUCAUUCUUAUGUAUUUCAGGACUUGGUUUUGGAGAAAUCGAUUAGCAAUGCUAGGAUGGAUUCAGGUUUCUACUAUCUUGCAUUUGACCCACCUACCUCAAAUAGACAAGCUUUUAAUGCUAAUCCAAGGAAGGAGGUGAAUGCAAUGUUGAAGAAGGAGGCCGAUUACUUUGGUGAUAUUGUGAUCUUGCCAUUUAUGGAUCGUUAUGAGCUUGUAGUUCUUAAAACAAUUGCUAUUUGUGAGUAUGGGGUCCAAAAUGUUUCUACUUCCUACAUAAUGAAAUGUGAUGAUGACACAUUUAUCAGGAUCGACAGUGUCUUGAAAGAAAUUAAGGGCAUUUCUCCGGAAAAGUCCCUUUAUAUGGGUAAUUUGAACCUCUUACAUCGUCCUCUUAGGAGUGGAAAAUGGGCAGUCACUUAUGAGGAAUGGCCAGAAGAAGUAUAUCCACCUUAUGCCAAUGGGCCUGGGUAUAUAAUUUCCGGUGACAUUGCAAAAUUCGUUGUUUCUCAGCAUGCAAAUCGAAAGCUACGGCUUUUUAAGAUGGAGGAUGUGAGUAUGGGAAUGUGGGUUGAACAGUUCAACAGCUCUACGACCGUCCAGUACUCCCACAACUGGAAAUUUUGUCAGUACGGAUGCAUGGAGAACUAUUAUACCGCACAUUACCAAUCUCCACGACAGAUGAUCUGCCUAUGGGACAAGUUGGCGAGAGGUCGAGCUCAAUGUUGUAAUUUUAGAUGACCCUACUCAUGCUUCCAGAUCGUUUUACCUUUCCUCCUCCAAAAUUUUGUCCAUUGAGGUGCACUUUACUCAGACUUUGAAGGUACUGCCUCCAUUUCGGAACGGGAAUAUACACUAUUUCUCGAUGCAAGUUGAUACAAUCGGCAAUCAGGUCAUCAUUUUUUUGUACAAUUCUUACUAAACUGUACAUGCUUUACACUUUCAAUGAGUGAGUUUAGAUGCAAUUAGUGAAGAAGCAAUCAGUUCCAGGUUUUUUCA